This is a messenger RNA of Colletotrichum godetiae, 1330 nucleotides long. RefSeq lists its product as uncharacterized. Gene Ontology annotation, biological process: adenylate cyclase-activating G protein-coupled receptor signaling pathway; cell surface receptor signaling pathway. The transcript is spliced from 5 exons. Bases 1 to 960 code for a protein of 319 amino acids. The record is from RefSeq and is a predicted model, not a curated record. Lineage: Eukaryota; Fungi; Ascomycota; Sordariomycetes; Glomerellales; Glomerellaceae. Gene Ontology annotation, molecular function: G protein-coupled receptor activity. Gene Ontology annotation, cellular component: plasma membrane.
AUGUUUCCCCAAAACAAUUUAACCGAAGCACACGAUCUCGAAGAGCCUCGUACUCCAGCAGAGGAUCGGAUUGAGAGCGUUGUCAUUCUUGUGGUAUCGGUUUUGUCACUUUGCGGUGCUGGAUUCAUCAUGACAAGCUAUUGGAUUUUCCCGAACUUACGAUCUUUCCGCCACCGUCUUAUCAUCGGACUCGCGAUAAGUGACUUCCUCAUGGCUUUCAACUUUCUCUGUUCAACGGCAAUGAAUCUUAGCGGCAGACUUAUCAAAGAUCCUCAACAGGCCAGCUUUUGUAGCCUCAAUGGCUUCAUGGCCCAGGUCUUCGUCAUUCAAACCGACUACUGGGUCUUGACCAUUGGUGUUUGCACGUUCUUCAUCUUGGCUGGCCAAAAAAAGCGAGCAAGCUGGGUGCAAAGCCACGAAGUCAUCAUCUGGGGCCUUCCAUGGAUUUCCUCGGUUUUAUGGGCAUCUAUAGGCCUCGGAGCGGCCGGCUACAAGAGCAUUGGGGCUUGGUGCUGGUUCAAGUCAGACAAAGUCAGGUUGCUCGCCAACUUCGUUCCUCGAUGGAUUAUCAUCAUCAUCAUGUUUGCACUUUAUGCAUAUCUCGCCCUUGUCAUUUACAGGGCCCACAACAGGUUAAGCUCAAUGCAGGAAUCUCCUGGGCAUAUGGAAUCUGGGUACUCGACUCAAGACGGCAGCCGGGCAGCAAGUACUCACGAGGGGCUUGAAGGCCGAUCCAUGGUUUCCAUUCGAAGGCUCAAAAGGAUUGCUCGCCUGUUGCUUUUGUAUCCGCUUGCUUACGCUGUCAUCUGGUCCCUCCCAACCGCCAUCCGGAUAUACCAGGCAACAACGAACAAGUCGGCACCAUUCGCAUUGCAAAACAUCGACCAAGCCUGCAUCGUGGUUCAGGGGCUUGUCGACGCCGUAAUCUACGGUAUGAACGAGACUUCAGUAGCAAGCUAGCGCACUUGUUGCUCACGUCGAGGUUUUCCUACCGUCCAAGGGAUAGAAACUCGAGGCCCGGACAUCGCCUCACCAGACAUCACCAGGGAGCGAUCCGCUCGAUCCAACGACAGGAGAAUGCGAGGAACCACGCUGUCUAGUUCCGAGCUGGCCGAGGUCGACAGAGAUGAUGGAUUAAGCUCGGUUGAGCUGAGAGACUUGAGGGCGUAGGCUGCCCCGUUGGGAGUGGAGGGUUCUUCUUCGAAGGACUUGGGUAGUUCAGAUGGGGGCAGUUGACAGCCAACGACGCCCCUCGCCUGUGCGAGUCCCUAGAGCAUUUAUCGAUGGAACAAACUUGCUUGGCACGGCGAGCAUAGCGACGAGGUCAUGG